This is a messenger RNA of Saccharomyces paradoxus, 1041 nucleotides long. RefSeq names its product putative polyadenylation protein (gene IPA1). The record is from RefSeq and is a predicted model, not a curated record. The coding region runs from base 1 to 1041 and encodes 346 amino acids. Gene Ontology annotation, biological process: protein autoubiquitination; proteasome-mediated ubiquitin-dependent protein catabolic process; protein monoubiquitination. Lineage: Eukaryota; Fungi; Ascomycota; Saccharomycetes; Saccharomycetales; Saccharomycetaceae. The transcript has a single exon. Gene Ontology annotation, molecular function: ubiquitin conjugating enzyme binding; cyclin binding; ubiquitin protein ligase activity. Gene Ontology annotation, cellular component: nucleus; cytosol; ubiquitin ligase complex.
AUGGUUCAAUAUGUGGUAGAAUGGUUACCAAGAAUUCAAAGCAUUUCAGUAGUAAUAGAAGGUUGGAAGUGGGUGGAGAUAAAGAACUUGGAGGGCACAUUCCUGAGGAUAUCUGGUGACGAAGGCCAAGUAGAAGAUAUUAUACUUCCAACAGAAGUCGAAGAAGAGAUGGAUAUUCCCUACAAGUUCAAAAACAGAGGUAAAGGUUUAGAAUGGAUGAUGAAGUUAAGAAGCAAACGCUCAAAGAAAUAUGAUAAGUCUAUCAUGUCCCUUCCAGAUGGAAAAUGGACUAAGGAAGAGCUCCGCUCAGAUCCUGGUUUCUCGAUAGAAUGUCUUAACUGUAAGCAACAAAUUAUAAGCAAAAAUAACUGUCAAGUUUUGAAUAAUAUGCCUUCAGAAUUUUGGUUCGAGUUAAUGGAUUAUUGGCAUUGCCAUAAACCAGAUAUGGAGAAAGGCGGGUCUUACUCAAGAUUUGAAACGCUAAAACCAUCUGAAAACGAAAUUUUAAUUGGGAGCUCUUAUUUCCAAGGUACUCCUGCCACCUUAAAAAAUGUAGCAAUUGGAAAGAAUAGUGAUAGAGUUUUAUGCAAGAAGUGCUCAGUAGUUUUAGGUCAAGUAACUGCUGAUUCACUUUACAAACUACACAAAUGGAAGCUGCAGUUAAUUCACAGUGGAAAUACACACAAAUUUCCUCCGGAGUGUGAUAUUACACUUUCUUUAAUAAACAUUGUUAAGGCGAACUCUUGUCGUUACGCCCUCGUAAAGAGUGGAGAGGAAUCAUUGCUAGUUUGGAUAUUUUCCGUUGACAUUGGAGUCACAUUGACGGGAAACAAAAACUUCAAGAGAACGAUGAAGUUGCUUUACACAAAAAACGUUUCCACAAUAAACCAAUGCCUCGAUCGACAAGUUGUGGAGGAAUUGGAUUUCCAAGAAAUACCGUUUAAUGCAUUUUACAGUUCCCUUCAAAAUGGUAAUGCACUUUUACCUUCAAACAUGAAACAAUUGGGUGAAUGGGCCAUCAGCUACACCUCACUAAUCUAA